Melospiza georgiana is the source of this 1050-nucleotide messenger RNA. RefSeq names its product cannabinoid receptor 2 (gene CNR2). Gene Ontology annotation, biological process: cannabinoid signaling pathway. Gene Ontology annotation, molecular function: cannabinoid receptor activity. The coding region runs from base 1 to 1050 and encodes 349 amino acids. The transcript has a single exon. The record is from RefSeq and is a predicted model, not a curated record. Gene Ontology annotation, cellular component: membrane. NCBI's taxonomy places the organism in Eukaryota, Metazoa, Chordata, Aves, Passeriformes, Passerellidae.
AUGGAUUCCUGCAGGAUCCCUGCAAACGCCUCCAAGUGCAGCGGGACCACCAUGGAGUGCUUCAUGGUGCUCAGCACACAGGCACAGAAGAUAAGCAUUGGUAUCCUGUGUGGCCUCUUUGGGACAAUGUGUGUUUUUGAGAACUCUCUGGUGCUCUACCUGAUUUUCUCAUCCCCUGGGAUCAGGAAGAAGCCUUCCUACCUCUUCAUCGGCAGCCUGGCCCUGGCUGACAUCCUGGCCAGCAUCAUCUUUGUCUGCAGCUUCGUGAACUUCCACGUGUUCAACGAGGCUGGUUUCUCCAAGGAGGUGUUCCUGCUGCAGCUGGGAGGGGUAAACACGUCCUUCUCAGCCUCCCUCAGCAGCCUGCUGCUCACGGCCCUGGACCGCUACCUCUCCAUCAGCCGGCCCUCGGAGUACAAGCUCCUGAUGACCAGGAAAAGGGCCUGGACAGCCCUGGCAGUGCUCUGGGUGACCUGUGCCACCAUCGCUGGCCUGCCCCUGCUGGGCUGGAACUGCUGCACGCUGGAUUCCUCCUGCUCCGAGCUGUUCCCCUUUGUGGAUGACAAUUACCUGUCGGGCUGGCUCUGCUGGGUCGUGGUGCUGCUGGGCUGCAUCGUCUGUGCCUACGCCCACGUGCUCUGGAGGGCUCGGCGGCACGUGGCCUACAUGGAGCAGCACCAGGCACAGGCAGGGAAGCAGAACAGCAGGAUGAGGAUGGACGUGAUGCUGGCCAAGACCCUGGUGAUGGUGCUGGCUGUCCUCAUGCUCUGCUGGUCCCCCGUGCUCGCGCUGAUGAUCUACAGCAUCUUCGGCAGGCUGAGCGACCGCCUGCGCAAGGUGUUCGCCUUCUGCAGCACCCUCUGCCUGCUCAACUCCAUGGUCAACCCCAUCAUUUACGCCCUGAGGAGCAAGGAGCUCUUCUCCUCCCUGAGGAGGGUGCUGUCCCACUUCAGGAGGCAGCUGAAGGCCCCUGAGGAGAGCCCAGAAGCAGAGAGCAACCACAAGUCCUCCGUGAUAGAGACCGUCUGCGAGGACACGCACACCGUGUAG